Molecule: messenger RNA, 1387 nt
Organism: Cuscuta campestris
Lineage: Eukaryota; Viridiplantae; Streptophyta; Magnoliopsida; Solanales; Convolvulaceae
Source: the annotation of a GenBank genome assembly
CCAUAAAUUCUUCCAUAAACCAGUGAUUCAUUUCCCAACCCACACCCAAAACAAACAAACAAAAAAAAAAACAGAGAAACAAAAUCAUCAAAACCAGCAAAAACAACAAAUCAAAGGAUGUCUGGAGGAAUCAAGGUUGGGCACAUUGAUGAUGUCCAAGAACUGAGUGCAACUAAUCCCUCUCACAUCCCAGAAAGAUUCAUCAGAGACAUUUCAGAAAGGCCUUUUUCUUCUUCUUCUUCUUCUUCAAGUGACCUUAAAAUCCCAGUCAUAGAUCUGUCAAAACUGACCAUGGAGGACAAGAACAACUCCCCAGACUUCCACUCUGAGAUGCAGAAGCUCACUGCUGCCUGUCAAGACUGGGGAUUUUUCCAGGUGGUGAAGCAUGGGGUGGAGGAGGGGCUAGUGGAGAGGAUGGAGAAGGCGGCCAUGGAGUUUUUCAGGCUGCCUGUGGAGGAGAAGCAGAAAUACCCAAUGGUUCCUGGGACAGUGCAGGGGUAUGGGCAGGCAUUUGUGUUCUCAGAGGACCAGAAACUGGAUUGGUGCAACAUGUUUGCACUUGGGAUUUUGCCACAUUCCAUUAGGUGCCCUCAUCUCUGGCCCUCCAAACCACCCACAUUCAGUGAGACAUUGGAGGCGUACUCGAAAGAAGUGAGGGAACUGUGCAAACAAGUGCUGAAAUGCAUAGCCACGAGUUUGGGAGAGAGGGAGAAUGUGUUCGGAGAAAUGUUCGGCGCCGCCGUACAGGCGGUGAGGAUGAACUACUACCCGCCGUGUCCGUCGCCGGAGCUGGUCAUGGGGCUGAGCCCCCACUCGGAUGGGAGCGCGCUGACGGUGCUGCAGCAGGGCCUGUUUGGCAACUCCGUUGGACUUGAGAUUCUUAAAGGCAGUUGUUGGGUCCCUGUUCGACCCCUUCCAAACGCUCUUGUCAUUAACAUUGGCGACACCAUCGAGGUUCUAACAAAUGGAAGAUACAAAAGUGUGGAACAUAGGGCAGUGACCCACAAGGAAAAGGACAGGCUCUCAAUAGUCACCUUUUAUGCCCCAUCCUACGAAAUAGAGUUGGGCCCAUUGCCGGGCCUUGUGGAUCAAACCCACAACCCGCCCAAAUACAAACGUUAUAACCACGGAGAUUACAGCAGGCAUUACGUCACCAAUAAGCUUCAAGGCAAGAAAACCUUAGACUUUGCCAAGAUUAUCUGAAAUUGAUUUUUCGAUUCAGCUAUGCAGUAUACGUAUUUGUUAAAUUUGACAUUUUCAAGUUAAAUUAGACAAACUUUAAGUUUCAAUUACUCCCGAUUUGUAUUACAUAUUACUCGAGUUUUACGAUGAAAUAAAAUUUUUAUAGUUUUCAAUAAAAUAAAUCUAAUAAAUUUAUUUUUUUUUA